Pogona vitticeps (central bearded dragon) is the source of this 3926-nucleotide messenger RNA. The record is from RefSeq and is a predicted model, not a curated record. NCBI's taxonomy places the organism in Eukaryota, Metazoa, Chordata, Lepidosauria, Squamata, Agamidae.
UCACCGAAGGAUUCACACAGGGGAAAAGCCCUACCAGUGUCUGGAGUGUGGGAUGGGUUUCAGCUGGAGAUUCAGCUUUCGGUUGCAUCAAAGAAUCCACACCGGAGAGAAGCCCUAUCCGUGCUCAGAAUGUGGGCAAAACUUCCGCCGAACGGCUGACCUGAGAAGGCACCAGAGGACGCACACUGGAGAGAAGCCGCAUAAAUGCUUAGACUGUGGGAAGAGCUUCAUUCGGAUGGCGCACCUGAAAAGUCACCAAAGAAUCCACACAGGGGAGAAACCUUACAAAUGUGCAGAGUGUGGGAAGCACUUUGGCUGGAGAUUUAGCUUUGGGGUCCAUCAGAGGAUCCACACGGGGGAGAAGCCCUACAAAUGCUCGGAAUGUGGGAAAGAAUUCAGAUGCAACAACGAACUUUACUCCCAUCAAAAACUUCACACCGGGGAGAAGCCCUGCGAGUGCGCUGAGUGCGGUAGGACUUUCCGCCUGCGCUCCUCUCUCAAGAGGCACCAACACGUCCACACAGGCGAGAAGCCCUAUAUGUGCCCCACAUGUGGAAAAACCUUCAGUGUGAGAAGAAACCUGAGGCUGCAUCAGCGAAUCCACACGGGGGAACAGCCCUAUCAAUGCUCCGAUUGCGGUCGGAGCUUCAGUUACAGCACCACCCUUAAAAGGCACCACCGCAUUCACACCGGGGAGAAGCCGUACCAAUGCUCCGAGUGCGGGAUGAACUUCAGGCACACCACCCACCUGAAGAACCAUCAGAGAAUACACACGGGGGAGAAGCCUUUCAAAUGCUUGGUCUGUGGGAUGGGCUUCAGCCGGAACUUCAGCUUCCGAUUGCAUCAGAGGGUCCACACGGGGGAGAAGCCCCACGAAUGUGCCGAGUGUGGCAAGAGCUUCAUUCGGAUCGCGCACCUGAAGAGCCAUCAGAUAACUCACUCUGGGGAGAAGCCCUAUAAAUGCCCCGAGUGUGGGAAGGUCUUUAGUCGGAGCACCGGUCUGCAAAAUCACCAGAGGAUCCACACCGGGGAGAAGCCGUAUAAAUGCUCGGAGUGCGCCAAGCAAUUCAGAUGCAGCUCCCAUCUUUACUCGCACCGAAGCGUCCACUCGGGUGAGAAGCCCCACGGGUGUGCCGAAUGUGGCAAGAGCUUCAGCCGACGCUCCACCCUUAAAAGGCACCAGAGAGUUCACCUAGGACAAGAGCUAAACAAGUGCUCGGAGUGCGGAAAGACCUUCAUUCAGAGCAAACACCUUGAGUCGCAUCGAAGAAUUCACGCCGGGCAAAAGUUCUAUGAAUGUUUAAACUGCGGAAAGUGCUUCCGGCACAAAGCAAGCUUGAAAUGGCAUGAAAGAACUCACACGGGAGAGAAGCCCUACAAAUGUCCAGCCUGCGGUAGGAGCUUCAUUCGACUCUCGCACCUUAAAAGCCAUCAAAGAAUCCACACGGAGGAGAAACCCCAUAAAUGCUUGCACUGCAGGAGGAGUUUCAGGCACAGGACCACGCUCGUGACACAUCAGAGGAUCCAUACGGGGAAGAAGCCCUACAAAUGCUCUGUGUGUGGGAAAAGCUUCAGCAACUGCACCCACCUGAAAAAUCACCGAAGGAUUCACACAGGGGAAAAGCCCUACCAGUGUCUGGAGUGUGGGAUGGGUUUCAGCUGGAGAUUCAGCUUUCGGUUGCAUCAAAGAAUCCACACCGGAGAGAAGCCCUAUCCGUGCUCAGAAUGUGGGCAAAACUUCCGCCGAACGGCUGACCUGAGAAGGCACCAGAGGACCCACACUGGAGAGAAGCCGCAUAAAUGCUUAGACUGUGGGAAGAGCUUCAUUCGGAUGGCGCACCUGAAAAGUCACCAAAGAAUCCACACAGGGGAGAAACCUUACAAAUGUGCAGAGUGUGGGAAGCACUUUGGCUGGAGAUUUAGCUUUGGGGUCCAUCAGAGGAUCCACACGGGGGAGAAGCCCUACAAAUGCUCGGAAUGUGGGAAAGAAUUCAGAUGCAACAACGAACUUUACUCCCAUCAAAAACUUCACACCGGGGAGAAGCCCUGCGAGUGCGCUGAGUGCGGUAGGACUUUCCGCCUGCGCUCCUCUCUCAAGAGGCACCAACACGUCCACACAGGCGAGAAGCCCUAUAUGUGCCCCACAUGUGGAAAAACCUUCAGUGUGAGAAGAAACCUGAGGCUGCAUCAGCGAAUCCACACGGGGGAACAGCCCUAUCAAUGCUCCGAUUGCGGUCGGAGCUUCAGUUACAGCACCACCCUUAAAAGGCACCACCGCAUUCACACCGGGGAGAAGCCGUACCAAUGCUCCGAGUGCGGGAUGAACUUCAGGCACACCACCCACCUGAAGAACCAUCAGAGAAUACACACGGGGGAGAAGCCUUUCAAAUGCUUGGUCUGUGGGAUGGGCUUCAGCCGGAACUUCAGCUUCCGAUUGCAUCAGAGGGUCCACACGGGGGAGAAGCCCCACGAAUGUGCCGAGUGUGGCAAGAGCUUCAUUCGGAUCGCGCACCUGAAGAGCCAUCAGAUAACUCACUCUGGGGAGAAGCCCUAUAAAUGCCCCGAGUGUGGGAAGGUCUUUAGUCGGAGCACCGGUCUGCAAAAUCACCAGAGGAUCCACACCGGGGAGAAGCCGUAUAAAUGCUCGGAGUGCGCCAAGCAAUUCAGAUGCAGCUCCCAUCUUUACUCGCACCGAAGCGUCCACUCGGGUGAGAAGCCCCACGGGUGUGCCGAAUGUGGCAAGAGCUUCAGCCGACGCUCCACCCUUAAAAGGCACCAGAGAGUUCACCUAGGACAAGCCCUCAAGAUGCCUGGCGUGUGGGAGGACCUUCAACUGGAGAUACAGAUUUAGAAAGCAUCAAAUAAUAGUAAUCUUAGGACUGCAGAAUUGGAAGGGGCCCUAUGGAUCAUCAAGUCCAGCCUCUCAGGGAGGCACUGUGGGGAAUUAGAAGUCCCAGCCUCGGGCUCCACAGUCAGAUACCUAAACUAGAGAUGGGUGCUUUGUGCACCUGACAGCUUCCUAUGAAGCUGUCAGUGUGGCACCACAGGUGACACACGGACUUUCUCCCCAUCCCUUGGGCUGGCUGGGCCACUUUCCUGUUGUCGCUGGGAGUCGUCUUCUCCAGUGGCGUGCCAAUCUGGGCAGGAACCUGGCUAGCACUUCUCCACCUCCUCAGGCAGCAGACCGCUCCUCGGCUGCACAGGGAGAAUCAAGAGUGGUUGAUGGAAUGGUCAGCUGCUGGAGGAGGUGGAGAAAAGCAGCCCAAGCUACUGCUCGGAUUGCUGCGCCGCUGGAGCAAGAGACCCCCAGUGACACACGAGAGCAGGUAUGUAAGUAGCCCAGCCGGCCCAAGGGGUGGGGAGAAGGUCUGUGUAGCACUCAUGGUGCCGCACUGACAGCUCCAUAGGACAUAAACUACUGAGCUAUCCAGCAGUUCUCCAGAAUCCACAAUCCACACAGAGGACAAAAUGUUCAGUGUAUGGAAGGAACUUUCCCUUGAACUUUGGAUUGGGUCAAAGAAUCCACACAGAGAAGAAGCCGCACCAGUUCUGACUUGGCUUCUCACAUCUAAGGGGUCCAGCAGGGGAGAAGAGCUGUAGAUGUGCGGAAGGGAGAAAGAGCGUCAACCAGUGCUCAGACCAUCUGAGACAUCAUAGAAUUCAAGCAAGAGGAGAAGCAAGGGCCAUCAAAGAAACCCAGAGAGAUCCUGAGUCCUGUAGGUUAUGGGAUUCUGUUAAUAGCCUCAUUUUGGAGAAGUUUCAGAUCCCAAGACAGAAAGGCGGUAGUGGUUGCUGCUGGAUAAGGUCGAGUACAGACAUGGUAGACUAGAAACAAAUUGUUGUGUGUCAAUUGUGGUUGUUACCAAUCAAUUUGCAUAAGGGUAUACAGUGGUGUCUCGCUUUACAAUUGCCCCAUUUAACGACGA